AGCCGCGCGGCCCCCGCGCGCGCGCGAGCCCCGCCGCCCUCCGCCGGGGCGGCGCCCCUCCGCGCUCUCCGAGUCGGCUGCCCGCAAGAGCGGCCUUCCCCUCGCGCAUUCGCCCGCGCCGCCGCGCCGCCGCGGGGGCUCUCGCGAGCGGCGCGCGCUCGCUCCGCCGGGGCGGCCAGCGCUCUGCGCUGUCCGAGGCGGCAUGGCGCAGGCCCAGAGCCGCUACAGGCUGAGCGGCGCCGAGCGGGCCAUGCUGCAGGGCACCUGGCCGCUUGGCCUGCUGGAUGACAGGGCGCGGGAGCCGCGCAUCGUGGAGAGCGCGGAGGAGUUCCUCCGCGAGGUGUUGGUGGGGGAGCACUUGGAGGACUUCGACUUCGUAGUGCUGCCAAAAGGCACCGAGCUGCUCGCCCUCUCCUGGGAGGACUGCCUGCCCGACGACAUCCGCGCGGCCCUCCGGGACUGCAACAGCGCCACCGACUUUGCGAGGCAGCUGCGGGCGAGGCCCGAGGUGGUGGAGCGGUACCGCGCGGACAUCGAGUACGUCGACAGGAAGCGCCAGCAGCGCGACAUCCUCCGCAAGGACAAGCUCGAGCUGGGCAAGCGCAUCGACGAGGCCAUCCGGAUGGCCGCGGCAGGCGAGGCGGACGCGGAUCUGUUGUACAUUGCCGAGAUGAGACUGAGGGUUGAGGCCCCGCACCCCCUCGGCGGGGAGGGCGUGAAGACGGUGUGCCGGCGGGAUGUGAAGGACGUCCUGGGACCUUAUGCGAGCUGGACCCUGUAUUGGGAUCGCUACGACGAAGGUUUUUUUGCCGGCGGCGCUAGGAGCGGCAAGGGUCUGCAUGUGGACCAGGUGUUGUGGAGCAACGUGGGCAAGAACUGGAGCGGCCACAAGCUGAUCGCUGCCUGGCCCCCAGGGGAGGUCAGCAAACAGGUGGCUCUCGAGCUCUACGACGUGCUGCUGUCUCCGCCGCUCUCCGAGCGUGAGCUGCAGGUUCUGGGGAUGGCCGCCAAGGUCGUCCUGAUUCGGCCAGGCGACGUCUACCUCUUCAGUGGUGGCGUAGCUCAUGCCGUUCUCUGCGUAUCCGAUGAGAUAUGCCUCGGUGCGUACGAGUCCUUGGUGACGCUGCACCCGAAGCAUGUGGCCCACUUUCUGCGGACGAGCGACAGCGAGGGCCCCUUCUGCCUCGACAAGUACUCCAUGGACGAAAAGGAGUUUAGGGACACCAAGGAUGAUUGCAUAGACCAGCUGGAGGACGCGGCGGCGCAGCUGGCACAGGGCGGGCCCGCGUCGGCGCCGGUGCCGCUGGCGGGCCCGUGUGCGUCGGCCGCCCCGGCGCUGUGGCGCGGGCUGCUCGCUGCGCUGCACUCUGACGACGGACUGCAGCGCACCCUGCGGGAUCACUACGCGAGCUGCGUGGCGCUAUGCGCGGCCGACGCGUACUUCCGGCAGAACCUGCCGCAGCGUGUCCUGCACGCGGCGGCGGCCUGCGGCUGGCGCGGCGCUGCCGCGGCGGCACCGAAGCGGCGGCGGCUGUUGCUGGGCGGCGGCGGGGCCGCCCAGGCCACGUCUGACAGCACGUCGUCUGAAGACGAUGCGCCCAGCAGUUGCGUGCCACGGACAGGGGGCUGCACCAUAUGACAUCCCAGCAUGGGAAAUAUCGGCAUCAUUCCACCGUCUCCACCAUCAUCGUCAUCAGUAGUGCCAUCGCCGUGAAGAAGUCGCUGACCCCAGUAGUGCCAUCGCCGUGAAGAAGUCGCUGACCCAGUCAGUGCUUUGGUGGCGCCUUUCGCAGUACCGGGUACUUCGCGAGGGCGUGUACGGGUACCGCACGAAGGUGCCCAGCGGGGCAUUCUUUCGGAUCCCUUGAAGGCGCUCUGUGCUGCCCUCCCCUUGCGGGGCCCUCCAUGCCCAGAGUCGUGGUGUGCCUCACGUGUGGUGCCCCCGCAAGUCAUGUUCGAUUGCCGGUCUAUCGAUCAUCCAGGGUCUCCUGCAACGUGCCAUUACAUAUGGAUUCUGGCACUCGAACGACGUUCAAGGUCAAGGUCCAGGCACUAUGACUGGCGCUACUAGCAUUUGCAUGUGCCAGUUUGAGCUGCAGAUGCAGUAAUUUAAUUCGUGGGGGUAGUGAAAGAGCCCGC
This is a messenger RNA of Prorocentrum cordatum, 2139 nucleotides long. NCBI's taxonomy places the organism in Eukaryota, Dinophyceae, Prorocentrales, Prorocentraceae. The record is from the annotation of a GenBank genome assembly.